Molecule: messenger RNA, 752 nt
Organism: Podospora pseudocomata
Lineage: Eukaryota; Fungi; Ascomycota; Sordariomycetes; Sordariales; Podosporaceae
Exons: 2
Coding region: 193-663 (156 amino acids)
Source: RefSeq, a predicted model, not a curated record
UGACGGGAUUCUUUCGACGGACCUCAACAUGUAGCAGACAGGCGGAUAACAGGGAAAUGCGAUGUGAAGACUGGGGGCUGAAGAAGAGUGGGAAUGUCGUAGCUACCUAUUUAUGGCGAUGAACAUUCCAGCCAACUCCUGUUCUGAGCUACAUAUAACUCAUUCAAAUGAAGACAAGAACCGCAAGCCAAAAUGCAUCUCACCAUUUUCACACCUCUUCUGGCCUCUAUCGUAUUUUCCUGGGCACUAGCUGAAGACUUCAGCGGGCCUGGCCAAAUUCGCACCCUCGAUGUCCGCGAAAACAAUCAAGAUCUUGGCUGUUUGACCUCAAAAGGAAAAUGGACCACGGUUGAGUCGCUCUGUGGCGAGUUCAACGCUCAGCGCGUGGGAAGUAACAAUGAAUUCCGUCUCUCAUCAACGGGGGGAGGUAGCUGCGGCAUUGAUGGGGUCACAUUCAAGUGUGGAAUCCAGAGUGGGAUCUUUGGCACAUGGGGUACUGAAGGGCCGGUUAGUGGAAGAGAAGUCGUGCGGUAUGGGGCCUAUGGACUGAUGGAAGGGUCCGGGAACAGCCCGCCCGAUGCGAAAGAUGAGGCAGUCGAAAUUCACUUUUCGACAGGAAACGAGGGAGGAAAAGCGGUGUGGCUAGGCUGGAAGGCACUCUGAAGAGGUUAUGUGGUGUUGUUGAGUGUAAUUAGAGAUAGACCACGUUCAGUCCGGACGAACGCAAUCGCUACCCCAUGUCAAAAAGGCUC